Nicotiana attenuata is the source of this 3099-nucleotide messenger RNA. RefSeq lists its product as uncharacterized. The transcript has 4 exons. Bases 1 to 3099 code for a protein of 1032 amino acids. Gene Ontology annotation, biological process: DNA integration. Gene Ontology annotation, molecular function: nucleic acid binding. The record is from RefSeq and is a predicted model, not a curated record. NCBI's taxonomy places the organism in Eukaryota, Viridiplantae, Streptophyta, Magnoliopsida, Solanales, Solanaceae.
AUGGCAAAUGACAAUUCUGAGCAGGAAACACCUGCAACAGUAACUGAAACAUCACAAAUCUCGUCGGAGGAUGAAUUUGAAGAAGGAAUCUCAGUUCCAAUCACUCAUCCUCUGUAUUUGGCAUCUACUGAUACAAGUGGAAUUUCUCUGAUCUCUUUUCAAUUAACAGGAACAAACACUUUCUCGCGGUGGUAUAGAUCUAUGAAAAUUGCUCUUCUAGGUCGAAACAAGCUUGGAAUGGUAGACGGAAGAUGGAAAAGAGAAAAAUUCAGAGAGAAAUACUGGUAUCAAUGGGAGAGAUGCAAUGCAAUUGUAUUAUCGUGGUUGAUGAAUGCUGUAGCACCAACAUUAAUUAGCGGAAUUGCUUAUGCAACAAAUGCACACUCCGUAUGGAUGGAUCUACAAGAGAGAUUCGACAAAGUGAAUGACACUAGAUGCUACAAUCUACACAAGGAGAUUGCAACCCUAACUCAAGGUACUUCCUCUAUAUCUGUGUAUUAUUCUGAACUCAAAGAUCUAUGGGAUGAAACUGAAGAUCUGGUCCCUCAUCCUGGUUGGGACUGCCCUAGGACUAAGAAAUUCAUUGAACACCUGCACAAACAAAAGUUGUAUCAAUUCCUUAUGGGAUUAAAUGACUCAUACUCACAAGCACGUAAUCAAAUUCUUAUGAUGAAACAUGUUCCCUCUGUGAACCAAGCCUAUGCUAUGUUAAUAAGUGAGGAAAGUCAAAGGAGUGUAGCAGGAUCAGCAGGGAUUUUAGCACUCUAUAGCUCUAAGGCUGAUAAUAGACCAAAAUACAAGAAGAACUAUAAUCUAUAUUGUGACUUCUGUAAACUAAAAGGACAUAGCAAGGAGAAUUGCUACAAAAUAGUUGGGUAUCCAGCUGACUACAGGUAUAAGAAGAAAGGGGGAGCUGGUGCUUACAAUGCAGUAGCUGAAUGUGGCUCAGCUUCAAAUAAUUACAGUGUUGUACCACCUGAGCUAAGUCUCUACACACAUACUAGUGGCCAACAAAGCCCUGGCACUCAGAUGACUAAUAUGCAGCCAAGGUCCAGUCAAAUCUUGCAACAAAACAAUCACACUGCCAAUAUGGAUAUACAGUCACAGCAUGGAGGAGGUGGUUCCUUUCCUUUUACCAAGGAACAAUAUGACCAGAUUAUGCAGAUUUUGAACAGCAACACAGUCAGCUCUACCUCAACAAACAACAGCAGUUCUACAUCUACACCUCAGGCCCAUGCAGCAGGUACUAGUGUUGCAUUACUAGCUUCCAAUAGUCCACAAGAAUGGAUUAUUGAUACAGGGGCUACAAACCAUAUGGUGUCUGACCUCAAUUUAUUAUAUAAGACAACUGUAGUUCCUCCUCUUAGCUCUAGAAAGGUUCUCUUGCCAAAUGGAGAUGUCACACAAGAGCUCUUCAAUGGCAAGGUGAAGGGGAUUGGUAGAGAAAGAGAUGGCCUAUACUUCCUUCAACAACAUGGCAAUAAGAGAUUGACUACUGUGUCUUUAGCAGCUAUUAACACAAAGGAUGAUUUCUCACUAGCCAGUAUUACCAAUGCAAUUAAUAACUGUUGUGUGUGUCCUUCUGCUAAGCUAACCAGGACACCAUUUCCUCACAGUAGUAUUAAGAGUGCUGGUGCAUUUGACUUGAUUCAUGUAGAUGUUUGGGGACCAUAUAAAACUGCAACCUUUGAUGGUAAUAAAUACUUUCUCACAGUAGUUGAUGACUUCACUAGAGUGACUUGGAUUUUCUUAUUGAAACUGAAAUCUGAUGUGUGUGUUGCAUUACCACAGUUUCUAGCCUUUGUUUACACUCAGUUCAAUAAAACAGUCAAAAUGGUGAGGUCUGACAAUGGUACCGAGUUUCUGAAUUCAGUAUGUAAGACAGUCUUCAACAAACUUGGUAUUGUUCAUCAAACCACUUGUGCAUACACUCCACAGCAGAAUAGAGUAGCUGAGAGGAAGCACAGGCAUCUUCUAGAAGUCACCAGAGCUAUGAGGUUUCAAGAUCACAUUCCUAUCAAGUUUUGGGGUCAUUGUGUCAUCACUGCUGCCUAUCUGAUCAAUAGACUACCCUCUUCUGUGUUAAAAGGGUACUCACCUUAUGAAUUGCUGUACAAGAGGAGUCCUCAACUGGGCCACAUUAGAACUCUAGGUUGUUUGUGUUUUGCUAAACAAGUGCAGGAGACAGACAAACUUAUGCCUAGAGCCAAACCUGCAGUCCUCAUGGGGUUUUCAGAUACUCAAAAGGGGUAUAUUCUCUUAGAUAUCUCUACUCAGCAAUUCUUUGUCAAUAGGGAUGUUGUAUUUCAGGAGAAUGUUUUUCCUUUCAAAGACUCCUCCAGUAACUCUUCUCCUGUUUUUCCUGUUAUUCCCUCACCUCCUAGCUGUGAAGAGGUGCCUAGAUAUAUCCACUCAUAUCCUUCUACUUCUUCUCCUCACAACCAAUCUUCUACUUCUUCUCCUCACAUACAUCCUUCUAUUACGUCUCCUUCUGUUGGUUCUGAUCCUCUGCCACUUACUUCUGAGCCUUAUCCCACACUGAGGAGGUCUUUUAGACCUAAGCAUCCCCCAUUGUGGCUUAGGGACUAUGUCACUCAGCCCUUUGCCACCACCACACCUUAUUCCACAGCUAACUAUGUGUCCUAUGACUCCUUAUCUCCCUCUUAUCAGUCCUUCAUUGCAGCCUUCUCUUCCAUUGUGGAACCCUCUACCUAUACUGAGUCUGUUCAAGAUCCUAGGUGGGUGGAGGCUAUGAAGUCUGAGAUUGCUGCUCUGGAAGCCAAUCACACCUGGGAGGUUGUGUCACUUCCCCCAGACAAGGUACCUAUUGGUUACAAAUGGAUCUUCAAGGUGAAGUAUAAAGCUACAGGGGAGGUUGAGAGGUUUAAAGCCAGACUGGUGGCAAAGAGGUUCAGCCAGCAGGAAGGUAUUGAUUAUCAGGAAACCUUCAGUCUAGUUGUUAAGAUGGUCACAGUUAGAACCAUUCUAUCUGUUGCAGCUUCUGAGCAUUGGCAUAUCCACCAGAUGGAUGUAUACAAUGCUUUCUUACAAGGGGACUUGCCUGAUGAGAUCUAUAUGACUCUUCCUCAGGGAUUUUAG